Periconia digitata is the source of this 1833-nucleotide messenger RNA. NCBI's taxonomy places the organism in Eukaryota, Fungi, Ascomycota, Dothideomycetes, Pleosporales, Periconiaceae. The record is from the annotation of a GenBank genome assembly.
ACAACUUCAACUUUCAUACACACCAUAUUUAUUCUUACCCUUCUUUUGGACGAGGAUAUGGCCUUUGAGGACACGCGUCGUUCUUCGGUACGGCGCAAACGAUAUACCGAAGAAGACACAAGUCCGACUACCACCCGAGAACUGCAUGGGUGGUUUUCUUACGCCAUCGCAGCUGAAGUCUACGCAGUGAUUGGAGUAGGAUUGUUCUUACCUGUGACUUUGGAACAAUUACCGCGAGAAAAUGGCUUUUUGUUUUCGGAUCGUAACACACCCUGUGUGCUUCCGCGUGGAUCCGGCCGCGCCAGUGACGGCCCACGUUCCACGCUGCUUGUUAGAGCAGAUGAAAGCGGCGACGAACAGUGUGUUGUGAGGUUUAUGGGUGUUGAUGUCACGACUACGAGUUUGGCCAUGUACACGACAAGCGCAGCGGUACUUGUACAGGCACUCACUUUAAUAUGCUUCAGCUCGUUUGCAGACCACGGCCCGUACCGAAAGAAAAUGCUACUCACGUUUGCUUACACGGGGUCGGUCACGAGCGCCUUGUUUAUGUUCAUCGGACCCAGCGUGUACUACCUGGCACCGUUCUUAGUCAUUGUUGGAGUGACUUGUUUAGGAUGUUCUUUUACACUUUUGAACGCUUUUCUUCCACUCCUCGUGGCCAAUUCUUCUGAAAACGUCACUACUAAGUUUUCACCGAAUGUGGAAAACAGUGAAGAACAUGAUGAAGAAUCCUCAAGCUAUGAGCUAGACGAGCUCAAUCCGGAUGCCACCCCAGAUGCUACAUCAGCACGCUCGGAAAAGCUCAAGCAAGACCUCGAACGUUCUUCUCAAAUCUCUGCGAAGGGUGUAGGCUUAGGAUAUGCUGCCGCCGUAUUAUUCCAGAUCUUGAGCGUUGUUCUCUUGGCCAUAUUUUCCAAGACCUCAAUUUCGAAGAGCAGUCCCACAUUACCUAUGCGCGUCGUCCUCUUCCUCGUUGGUAUCUGGUGGGCGGUUUUCACUAUCCCAACUGUCCGCUGGCUACGCUCGCGGCCAGGUCCACCGUUGCCAACCCAGUCCAAACCUUCUUCCAGGACCAACUCUGGCAAAAGUGUCAUAUUUUAUGCUCUCUUCUCUUUCCGAUCCUUUUGGAACACACUGGCUCAUGCCUUUCGCCUUCGCCAAGCCCUAAUAUUUCUCCUUGCCUGGUUUCUUCUCUCGGACGCCAUCGCUACUAUCUCAGGCACUGCCAUCCUCUUCGCGCGCACUGAGCUUCACAUAGACACUAUACCUUUGGUGUUCCUUUCUCUGACGUCUAUAGCUUGCGGUAUGCUCGGUGCCUUCUCUUGGCCACGCCUCGCAUCACGCUUCUCCCUUUCGCCCAAAGCAGUCCUCAUGAUAUGCGUGGCUGCCCUAGAAGUCAUUCCUUUGUAUGGAUUGCUUGGCUUUAUUCCAUUCAUCAAACGCCUAGGGAUAGGAGGCAUUCAGCAACCAUGGGAAAUCUAUCUAGUCGCUAUCCUUCAUGGUCUUGUAAUGGGUGGCAUAUCGAGCUACGCACGCUCUGUAUAUGCUCCACUUAUCCCUGCAGGGAGAGAGGCCGCCUUCUUUGCCUUGUAUGCUGUCACUGAUAAAGGUAGUAGCGCAGUGGGACCAGCGAUUGUGGGGCUGAUCGUAGAUCGUGCGGGAACUAUCCGGCCCGCCUUUGCUUUCCUGGCCGUUCUGGUCUGUUUGCCUGCGCCGUUACUUUGGUGGCUUGACGUGGAAAAGGGAAGAAGGGAUGCUGCAGUUAUGUUGGAAGGAAUAAGUGAAAGAGAUAGAGGCGGGUAUGAGGUUGUGGGAGAGGAAGAUGAAGAGUGA